This is a messenger RNA of Suncus etruscus (white-toothed pygmy shrew), 1167 nucleotides long. RefSeq names its product potassium two pore domain channel subfamily K member 17 (gene KCNK17). Gene Ontology annotation, molecular function: potassium ion leak channel activity. The record is from RefSeq and is a predicted model, not a curated record. Bases 1 to 1167 code for a protein of 388 amino acids. NCBI's taxonomy places the organism in Eukaryota, Metazoa, Chordata, Mammalia, Eulipotyphla, Soricidae. The transcript has 6 exons. Gene Ontology annotation, cellular component: membrane. Gene Ontology annotation, biological process: stabilization of membrane potential; potassium ion transmembrane transport.
AUGGAAACCCAGAAGACCCCAUAUUUCCAGGAAGUCCAUUCCAAGGAGGCUGAGAGGCCUUUGGGAGUGCUCCCUGCAGACCUGUCCGCUCUCCUGCCACAUCAGGCCAUGGCAGGCCAGAAACCAGGUCCUUGCUCUUCGUCUGAGACCCGGGACACCGGCGCCGUCCGGCCCAGGAUGCUCAGGGCCCGAGUUGAGGGCCGCACGCGGUGCUCCUCGCUGCCAGACACGGUGCUGCUGCUGCUCAUCUACCUGGCCUACCUGGCGCUGGGCACCAGCGUGUUCUGCGUGCUGGAAGGUCCCGCGGCCAGAAACUCGAGCCACAAAUUCAGGCAGGACAAGUGGGAGCUGCUGCGGAACUUCACGUGUCUCGAUGACUCGGCGUUGGAUUCGCUGAUCCGGGAGGUCAUCAAAGCGUACAAAAGUGGGGACAUCGCCCUCGGCAACACCACCACCAGCAUGGGACGCUGGGAGUUUGUGGGCUCCUUCUUCUUCUCUGUGUCCACCAUCACCACCAUUGGCUACGGCAAUCUGAGCCCCCACACCAUGGCUGCCCGGCUCUUCUGUAUCUUCUUCGCUCUGGUGGGAAUCCCCCUCAACCUCGUGGUACUCAACCAGCUGGGCCGUCUCAUGAAGCGAGGGGUGCAUGGCUGUGCCCGCAGGCUGGGAAAGACCUGGAAGGACCCAACCAAGGCCCGGUGGCUGGCAGGCUCCGGUGCCCUCAUCUCAGGCCUCCUGCUCUUCCUUCUCCUGCCGCCAUUGCUCUUCUCCUGCAUGGAGGGCUGGAACUACGUGGAGAGUUUCUACUUUGCCUUCAUGACACUCAGCACUGUGGGCUUCGGGGACUAUGUGAUUGGGAUGGAUCCCUCACGGACAUACCCACUAUGGUACAAGAACACGGUGUCUCUCUGGAUCCUCUUUGGGAUGGCAUGGCUGGCUCUCAUCAUCCAACUGAUCCUGUCCCUUCUCGAGAGUCCCAGGAGGCCCUGUUCAUGCUAUCACCAUGGCUUUAUGGAGGACAUCAAGCCCCAAAGCUGGAGACAGGGGUCAAAGGAGAAGGCAGAGCCUCAUUCCUCACAGCCAGGCUGCUGUCCAGAGGGGUCUCUAGGAGUCUUGCAGCAUCCAGAACCUUCUGCUCAGGCUGCUGGCUGUGGAAGGAACAGCUAA